Messenger RNA from Nematostella vectensis (starlet sea anemone), 638 nucleotides. Its product is annotated as outer envelope pore protein 16-4, chloroplastic. The coding region runs from base 102 to 539 and encodes 145 amino acids. Lineage: Eukaryota; Metazoa; Cnidaria; Anthozoa; Actiniaria; Edwardsiidae. Gene Ontology annotation, biological process: mitochondrial respiratory chain complex I assembly. The transcript is spliced from 4 exons. The record is from RefSeq and is a predicted model, not a curated record.
AGUAUUCCUGGGACAGAGAGAGGGCAGCCAUUUUGGAUCUGGUGUUGUGAUUUGCUGUGUGGAUUUUCAACAAAAUUCAUGACAGUUUAAACCUUGACAACAUGAUUAAACAAAGCGAUCUACACGUAGAAGAAUUGGAUGGCCACAACUGUUUGGGAAGAACGAUGAGUUUGGGUGUAAAAGGGGCCAUUGUUGGUGCACUAUAUGGGUCUGCAGCAGCUGCCCUCACUCCACCCAAACCAGCGCCAACACCUCUCAUUCUUCAGGCACUGACCAUAGUCAAGAACAGUACCCUUCUUGUUGGGGGGGCUGCAUCCCUGUUUGCUGGUACAACUUGUGCAAUGGCCGCCAUUCGUGGGAAAGAUGACUACAAGAACUGGGCUGCUGGUGGUGCAGCAAGCGGGGCAUUGAUAGGAAUUAGCCGGAAAAGCUGGGCCCUUGGUUCUGGGGCUGCUGUUGCUCUUGCAGCAGCUGCUGCCGCGGCUAAAUACACAGGGGCCUACAAACACCCCUUCCGCGAAGACAGAAUCUAUGUUUGAGAACUUUCUAAGCUUGUGUAAAUUUGAUAAUAAUAUGGAGCUCCAGAAUUUGUCAUAUUGUGUUUAUUGAGUAAACUGUAAAAAGUCAUACCACUCCUA